AUGGUUAAAACAGAGGAAUUAUCUCCAGAACAAGUUUAUAGUAUGGAAGAGACCGGGCUAAACAUUAAAAUGUUACCAGAAAAAAAUUUUCUAGGCAGUCAUGAACAGUCCUGUGCCUCUGGCUUUAAAAGGAACAAAGAACAUAUUACAGUGGCCGUUUGUUCGAAUGCAGCGGGAACUCAUAAAAUUCCUCUUUUUGUUAUUGGCAAGUCUGCUAAACCACGGGCAUUCAAAAACUUGAAUCCAUCGUCCCUUCCGGUCUAUUAUAAGUCACAAAAAUCAGCGUGGAUGAAUUCAGACCUGUUUAAAGAGUGGUUUAAUUUACAGUUUGUUCCAAGAGUUAAAAAACAUUUAAAAAGUGUUAACUUGCCUAUCAAAGCAGUUCUAGUGUUAGAUAAUGCUCCAACCCAUCCUCAUGACUGCGAUGUAAAUGACAUAAAAUUAGUUUAUCUUCCUCCUAAUGUGACAAGCUUAGUGCAACCAAUGGACCAAGGAGUAAUCGAAAGCUUAAAAAGACGAUACAGGCGUAUACUUGUUUCUGAAAUUCUGCAACACUCGGAGACUAAAGACAAAGGUCUUUUAGAAGUCAUCAAAAAGAUCAAUAUUAAGGACGUUAUCUAUAUGUUAGCUACAGCAUUUCAAGAAAUGCCCUCUUCAACGUUAAAUAAAUCUUGGACAAAACUUUGGCCAGAUGUGGAGAAUCUAGUGGCGAUCUCGAAUAUUGCAGGAACUGAAGAAGAAGAAAACAAAUCCACUCUACAAGACCUUCAAAAGUUAACGGGUAACGAAGUAUUGCAACCAACAGAUGUGGAAAAUUGGAUGAUAAGUUGUGAUGAUCACCUUGAAAAUGAAUUUUUUAAUGAUGAAGAAAUCAUAGAUUUAGCAACCAAAGAACCAGAGGAAUAUGAUGAGAGUAGUGACACUGCAGAGGAAAAAACGAUGUCUCAUGAAGAAGCCAAUAAUGGCUUUAACUUGCAUUAA
Messenger RNA from Anthonomus grandis grandis, 981 nucleotides. Its product is annotated as jerky protein homolog-like. The coding region runs from base 1 to 981 and encodes 326 amino acids. The record is from RefSeq and is a predicted model, not a curated record. Gene Ontology annotation, molecular function: DNA binding. Gene Ontology annotation, cellular component: nucleus. The transcript has a single exon. NCBI's taxonomy places the organism in Eukaryota, Metazoa, Arthropoda, Insecta, Coleoptera, Curculionidae.